GAGUGUGGCCCCGCCUCCACCUCCUUCGUCGCAUCCUCUAGUGCACUUUCGGCUCCUUCCCCUUGCCGGGCCUUUCAGCUUGGUCUUUCCGGGCCUCGCUUCCCCCAGCCCCUGCGCCCGGCCCGAACGAGAGGUUCCGGAGCCCCGGCGCGGGCGGGUUCUGGGGUGUAGACGCUGCUGGCCAGCCCGCCCCAGCCGAGGUUCUCGGCACCGCCUUGAGAGCUUCAGCUGCCCCAGGGUGUGCAGGUUUGCUUUAGAGGGUCGGCGGGCGGAGCUUCGGGGAAGAGGAGCUCUGGGAGAGUCAUUCCGGCCAGUGGCCGGAGACCGUCGUCGCUCUUGGGAAUCCUUGGCCGCCCAGACAGAAGGGAAGUAGGCGCCGGAGAGCCCGUUCUGCAUUUUGAUUCAUCUCGGGCCCUAUUAGAAUCCCAAGAAAAUCAAAUGGCAUCCGGGGAUUUCUGCUCACCUGGAGAAGGGAUGGAAAUACUUCAACAAGUGUGCAGCAAACAACUUCCUCCUUGUAACCUGAGUAAAGAGGACCUGUUACAGAACCCAUACUUCAGCAAGCUUCUCCUGAAUCUCUCACAGCAUGUGGAUGAGAGUGGCUUAAGCCUCACCCUAGCAAAGGAGCAGGCUCAGGCAUGGAAGGAAGUUCGACUGCAUAAGACAACAUGGUUGAGGUCUGAGAUUUUACAUAGAGUCAUUCAAGAGUUGCUUGUGGACUACUAUGUGAAGAUACAAGACACAAAUGUAACUUCUGAGGACAAAAAGUUUCAUGAGACCCUUGAACAGCGGCUGCUUGUAACUGAACUGAUGCGGCUCUUAGGUCCUAGCCAGGAGAGGGAGAUACCUCCACUGCUGGGGCUGGAGAAAGCGGACCUUCUGGAACUCAUGCCACUCUCAGAGGAUUUUGUGUGGAUGAGGGCUCGGCUACAGCAAGAAGUAGAGGAGCAGCUCAAAAAGAAAUGUUUCACUCUGCUCUGCUACUGUGAUCCCAAUUCAGAUGCUGACAGUGAAACCGUGAAGGCAGCAAAGGUGUGGAAACUCACAGAGGUCCUGGUGGGUGAGCAGCAGCAGUGCCAGGAUGCCAAGAGCCAGCAGAAGGAGCAGAUGUUGCUGCUGGAGAAGAAGAGUGCUGCUUACUCCCAGGUGCUUCUCCGCUGCCUCACUUUGCUGCAGAGGCUUCUUCAAGAACACCGGCUGAAGACUCAAUCCGAGCUAGACCGCAUCAAUGCCCAGUACCUGGAAGUCAAGUGCGGUGCUAUGAUCCUUAAGCUGAGGAUGGAGGAGCUAAAGAUUUUGUCCGACACUUACACUGUUGAGAAAGUGGAAGUUCAUCGUCUGAUUAGGGACCGUUUGGAGGGAGCCAUUCACCUACAGGAGCAGGACAUGGAGAAGUCAAGACAGGUCCUGAACUCCUAUGAGGUCCUUGGGGAGGAGUUUGACAGGCUGGUGAAAGAGUACACCGUACUCAAGCAGGCAACAGAGAACAAGCGGUGGGCCCUCCAGGAGUUCAGCAAGGUCUACCGUUGAGCUCUGGCAGGGCCAGGAGACAUGGCUUCUGCAUAGCUGCUGCCUCCUAAUCUUCCUGCUACUGGGACCACCUUCACCUGGGGCUGCCUUCACUACAAGGGAGUGUGGAAAUGCUUACGCUUGAAACACUGCAGUCAUUUAGGCACUCUCCUGAUUUCUCUUUAUUUUUUAUGACUGGGCCUCUUCUGGAAAAUCUAGCAAGGAGAUUUAUAUAAUUUUUAUGCAUAGCUGUGUGUCAGUGUCAGCCCUGUAUUGUAUUUGAUUAUCUCCUGAAUAAAGUUAUGAUAUUAUAUCUUA
Messenger RNA from Pan troglodytes (chimpanzee), 1827 nucleotides. It is a transcript of the gene HAUS4, whose product is annotated as HAUS augmin like complex subunit 4. NCBI's taxonomy places the organism in Eukaryota, Metazoa, Chordata, Mammalia, Primates, Hominidae. Gene Ontology annotation, biological process: centrosome cycle; spindle assembly. Gene Ontology annotation, molecular function: microtubule minus-end binding. Bases 439 to 1530 code for a protein of 363 amino acids. The record is from RefSeq and is a predicted model, not a curated record. The transcript is spliced from 10 exons. Gene Ontology annotation, cellular component: HAUS complex.